This is a messenger RNA of Solanum stenotomum, 1618 nucleotides long. RefSeq names its product phosphoenolpyruvate/phosphate translocator 2, chloroplastic-like. NCBI's taxonomy places the organism in Eukaryota, Viridiplantae, Streptophyta, Magnoliopsida, Solanales, Solanaceae. The transcript has 8 exons. Gene Ontology annotation, molecular function: antiporter activity. The coding region runs from base 93 to 1286 and encodes 397 amino acids. The record is from RefSeq and is a predicted model, not a curated record. Gene Ontology annotation, cellular component: Golgi apparatus; membrane. Gene Ontology annotation, biological process: transmembrane transport.
UAUAUAUAAUUGAAUGUCCAAUGGAAGAAUGUCAACCAUCAAUGUCGAUAUAAGCUGAUUCGAACUAGAUUUAGCUCUCAACAAAAAAAAAAAUGGGAACCUCUACAUUUUACAUGUCUCUUCCCACACCAUUUCUAAAGCCUCAAAAACCUUCCAAUCAAAUCUUUAUUACCAGUAAUAAUAAAUUCAACUCAGCUCUUCAGCAUUAUGCUUUGCACAAGCCAAAAAGUUGUUCGAUUCAUAGAACUAGUGUUCCUAUUCUGGUAAAAAAUUCAUGUAAACUGGAUCUGUUCAAAGUUAGGGCUGUAGCAGAAAAUGCAGGAGAAUCUGAGGCUGUGAAGCCCAAGGAAGUGAUACAGACGCUUCAACUUGGCGCGAUGUUUGGAAUUUGGUACCUUUUGAAUAUCUGUUAUAAUAUUUACAACAAACAGGUACUUAAGGUUUUUCCAUUUCCGGCGACUGUUACGGCCUCACAAUUUGGCUGUGGGACUUUGCUAAUACUCUUUAUGUGGGGAUUUCGUCUUCAUCCGAUACCAAAAAUCAGUAAAUCUCAAUUUAAAGCAAUAUUCACACUAGCUACAAUUCACACAUUGGGUAAUGUUUUAACGAACAUCAGUCUUGGGAGAGUAGCAGUUUCCUUCACUCACACAAUCAAAGCAAUGGAACCAUUUUUCACCGUGCUUCUUUCCGCGCUGUUUCUUGCAGAGCGGCCAUCUCCUUGGAUUGUAUCUUCUCUGGUUCCCAUUGUUGGUGGAGUAGCAUUAGCAUCAAUGACAGAGGCCUCUUUUAAUUGGAUAGGCUUUGGCAGUGCAAUGGCUUCCAAUCUUACUAAUCAAUCGCGUAAUGUAUUUAGCAAAAAAUUCAUGGAUAAAGAGGAGGAGGCAUUGGACAAUAUCAAUUUGUUCUCUAUGAUCACAAUCAUUUCAUUCAUCCUUUUGGUACCUGUUGCCAUUUUGAUGGAAGGGAUCAAGCUUACUCCAUCCUAUCUACAAUAUACUGCUGCAAGCCAUGGUUUACAUGUCAGAGAACUUUGUGUGAGACUUCUUUUGGCUGGAUUUUGCUUGCACAGUUACCAACAGGUUUCAUAUAUGAUACUACAGAUGGUAUCACCAGUGACACAUGCAGUUGGUAAUUGUGUGAAGAGAGUGGUAGUCAUUGUAUCCUCAGUCAUCUUCUUCCAAACACCCGUCUCACCAAUUAACUCCCUUGGGACUUCUUUGGCUCUAGCUGGAGUCUUUCUUUAUUCAAGAGUAAAGAGAUUACAGCGGAAGCCAAAAGUUGUGUGACAAGUGAAGAAAAUUGCCAAAUCCCGUAGCCAUAAUGCUCUGUAAAGAAAAUGUUAACCAAGAACAGGAAUUCGAGGAUUGGGUUCGAGUAAUAGGAAGAUGAGGUCAGGAACUAGCAGAAUAGUUUGAGAAUCCCAGUCAAGAAUGAAAGGCAAAAGAUGGUUAUUGCAUUUCAAGAUGUGUAAUUUGUACAUCAGUGCAAUACUUAAAUCAACUACUAAGGCCUAUGACUGAAACUGAAUUAUUCUGAUCUGGCUCAUGAGUUUUGGAAAUUUAUGUAUCAAAAUAGGAAACACUUUCAUAUAGAAAUAUAAUUUCAAUCCUUUCUUCUU